AAUUGAUCAGCUGAGCUGAGACGAGCUUUCGCAGACACAGAAACGUAUACAAAUGGGAGACCCAAGCAGAUUGCCAGAACCAACGAAGCCCGCAGAAGACAGGGUCGUCUGCUGCAUAGGAGACAUCCAUGGUUACCGCUCCAAGCUCCAGAGGCUCUGGUCUAAUCUCGAAAAACUUAUCGACCCACCUGCCUUUCAUACUGCUCUUAUAAUCUUCUUGGGCGAUUACUGCGACCGAGGCCCCGAUACUCGAAAAGUCCUCGACUUCUUGAUCUCUCUCCCUUCCAGAUAUCCUAACCAGACCCAUGUCUUCCUUUGCGGAAACCAUGACCUCGCCUUCGGAGGUUUUGUUGGGGUCCUUCCUCCACCGCCCGAUGGGUCGACUUUCGCCAAGACAUGGGAGGAGUUCGAGCAAAAUGAGGCCAGGGAAGGCUGGUAUAAGGGAGAUGGGUAUGAGAAUAUGCAUCUUCAGGGGAGGCGUUGGGCUGGCUCCAUUAAGGAGAAGUUUAAUGCUGCCAAAGGGAUGGACUACAAGGGUUCGAUCUACGACGCCGGCCCUACGUUCGAAUCAUAUGGUGUUCCCCACGGUUCUGCAGAUUUGGUUAAAGCAGUCCCCGAUGAACACAAGAAAUUCCUCGCUGAUUUGGUCUGGAUCCAUGAGGAGGACGACGUCUGCAUAGAUACUCCUGAAGGAAGAAAACACUGUAAAUUGAUAGCAGUCCAUGCGGGUUUGGAAAAAAAGAAAGGGGUUGAAGAACAACUCAAACUUUUGAAAUGCAAGGACACACGGGUGCCUAAAGUGGAGGCUCUUAGUGGGAGGAAAUGUGUUUGGGAAAUCCCGGAGGAGCUAACAAGAAGUCCAACUAUAGUAGUGAGCGGGCACCAUGGGAAACUUAACAUUGAUGGUCUUAGGCUGAUCAUUGAUGAAGGUGGAGGUUUUGAAAAGAAACCAGUGGCUGCUAUUGUUCUCCCUUCUGGAAUGAUCGUCCGUGAUACUGAUGACACUGAGUGACAACUCACAGCUCUGAUUUUGGCCUCGUACAUUAGACUAGUUUACUAAUUAUUGUCAAUAUGUUAACAAACAAUAAGUAUUAGCAUGGAGCAUGUUCUUUGUCAGCUGAUGAAGAACAUAUGCCAGUUCUGAUGUGUUUAUUGGGAAAUCUUUACCGAUAUCUAAGAUUACAAUAAGGCUUUGCUUCAUUUGGUGCCCUAUGCAGACAUUAAGCAUACUGCCUCUUAAGACGAUUUCAGAGCCUUGUUUUCACUGCUUUGAAUGCACUGUUCUGGAUUCAAAUGCCUUGUAUUUUC
Telopea speciosissima is the source of this 1308-nucleotide messenger RNA. Its product is annotated as tyrosine-protein phosphatase RLPH2-like. The coding region runs from base 53 to 1012 and encodes 319 amino acids. Gene Ontology annotation, molecular function: hydrolase activity. Lineage: Eukaryota; Viridiplantae; Streptophyta; Magnoliopsida; Proteales; Proteaceae. The transcript has 4 exons. The record is from RefSeq and is a predicted model, not a curated record.